UCUUUCUCCGAUCAAAAAAAAAAUCAGGAGAGCUGCAGAGUGAGUUGAGAGAGGAAAAUGGAUCUACCUGAAGAAUGUUGGGAGCUGAUCUUCAGAUUCAUCGACGAAGAUGACUAUCGAUUCCUCGAGUCUCUCUCACUCGUAUCCACCUCAUUCCUCUCCAUCACCAACAACGUUCGCUCCACUUUCACCAUCACAGAUCGCACUCUCCCCUUUCUCCAUCGCCAUCUCCUCCGCUUCCACAACCUCAAGCGAGUAAAAUUCCAUGACUUUCACGGAGAUAUCGACUCGAUCCUUAUGAAACUUUCCCUUUCCUGCUUAGAUUUGGAAUCGCUCGAUAUUUCGGGAAUGCCUUACUUUCCGAAUUUGGCGAAAUCCGAGAUGAAGAAGAUGAAGGAGUUCAGCUGCUCCGGAGUUUGGGAGCUCCGAGAAACCGAUCUGAACUCGAUCGGAGUGUGUUUCCCGUCUCUUCAGAAGCUGGACAUAAGCUACCCUGACUCUCUUCCAAGCCCCGUCUUUGAUUCUGCCAUCAUCAGUCUCUCUAAGAAUCUCAAGAACCUGACGAAGAUCAACGUCUCUGGUAACAAUCUCAUCACGGAUAAGUCUUUGGUCUCUCUCUCCCAGAACUGUCUCCUCCUGAGAGAGAUCAUCUUCCGUGACUGUGAUUUCGUUUCGUCCCGUUGCAUCGAGUUCGUUCUGCGUAAUUCUCGUAACCUGGAGUCUGUGGCGAUCAACGGAAUAGGAUGGAGGCCGAGGGAGUCUUUCUCCAAGGACGCAUUCUUGUUCUCUGGUUGUUUGUCUGAGCUUGAUCUCUCGGAUUCGUUUCUAUCUGAUGAGAUGCUUCGUUUGAUUGCUGACGCCAAGCUUCCUUUAAAGAAGCUUGUUCUCUCCAAUUGUCAGUGUUUCACUUUUGAUGGGGUCUUGUAUUUGCUCACCAGGUACCAGACUUUAGUUCACUUGAAUCUCGAAGGAUCAAGCUUCCUCUCUGAUGAGAUGGUCAUGAAAUUGGUGGUGUUCCUGGGGAGGUUAACCUUUGUGAACUUCAGUUUCUGUGCCAAGUUAACUGGUAUGUCAUUCUUCAACAUCAUUGAGAGAUGUGUUUCCCUCCAGUGCGUCAGAAUGGAAGGGGCGAAUUUUGGAGUGGAAGAAGAUUCCAAGGAACUUGAUGAUAUCAAGUCAAGGAUCAAGUCUUUGUACAUAUCUGGAAACCACAACUUGAGAGAUGAGUGUCUCGUGAAGUUUUCAGGAAUUGUGGCGAGCUGAAAUCUUUGGAUAUAAGCGGAUGCACUGGCAUAAGGAGUCUUGAUGCACUAGAAUUUGAUCUUCCAAAACUGCAGUCUUUACGAGCAUGUGGAACUUGGAUCGACGACCAAGCCCUGUGUUUGAUCAGCAAAACAUGUCCAGGGUUGUUGCGUCUUGAUCUGAAAGGAUGCUUAAAUGUGAGAUCAAGAGGAGUCAAGGAAAUUGUGCAGAGUUGCACACGUUUAAGAGAGAUAAACCUUAACAACUGUGAAGUCGAAGAUGGAAUUUUCACUUGGAUGGUUUGUGCUAAUCCAUCUCUUCGGAAAAUUGUGCUGCCGUCUUGGUUUUCUCCAACUAAAGAACUCCAGAAAUUCUUGCUACGCCAUGGAUGUGUGAUCUGCCAAGAUUCUCCAUAGCAAAACUCUGCAAAUACAAGAAUCUCUAAAAUCGUCAAAUGAACAUAUAUAUAUAAUCUCACUUUCCAUGUUUAAGAAGUUGAUUUUUCUUCAAAUGUUCAGCCAUUAUUCGUAUGUUUCUCUUUAGAUGAUGGAAGUAAACAUCACAACAUUGCAAAUCAAUUAUAACAAAAAGUUCAGAAAUUAUAAGUAAAAAUACUUGCCACAAUGUUGCCAAAAUUUAACUUUAUUAUCAAACUUCCUAAACAACCUGCAUAAAUACAGUAGAACAACUUCCCUCGCCAAAAUGAUGGAUGCGAGAGACAACAUUAUCUCUUUUGCCAAAAUGAAAGAGAACAAAAAGAGUGUUUACUGGGUCACGAUACAUUAUGUCACACUUGCAUCAAGAAGUUUAAAACUUGUAAUCAGGGUUGUCACGUAGACCGAGUUUUGAGAGUGAAAGGCAGUAUGAGUCCCAGUCUGUUCGCCUCAUAUACUUGAGCAGUUUCUUCCGUCUAUGCACCAUUGCUAUAAGUCCC
This is a messenger RNA of Eruca vesicaria subsp. sativa (arugula), 2176 nucleotides long. The record is from the annotation of a GenBank genome assembly. Lineage: Eukaryota; Viridiplantae; Streptophyta; Magnoliopsida; Brassicales; Brassicaceae.